AUGAAAUUUCUAAUAGCAAUAUUUAUAGUAUUUGUUGAAAUUUCUGCUGAAAAACUUGAAAUAAGAAAAUAUUUCGAAUGCAUUGAUAUCAAUAAAAAUAUUGAUUUUUUUGAUAUUUGUGAUAAAAACAUGACAAUCUAUAAAACUCGACAAAGAAGUUUGCAAGCUUAUCCUUCAGCUUCACAAAAAAAUGUAUGGUUUUUCGACUUGAAUCUUGAUAUUCCAAUGGAAACCCUACUGAAUUCUAAUCAAUUUUCAAUGAUUCUCAAAAACGCGAUUAUCGAUGAGGUUAAAAUAUUGGAGUUGGGAAAUCUCAAAACACUUUUUGCUCAUAGAAAUGUGUGCAUUUUCACUUUGGAUUUGAAAUAUUUGUCAAAAAUCGAGAGAUAUGUUAGACAAUUAAUUUUUUAUCGAAAAUUUGUGGUUGUUUUGAGAAAUCGUGAAAUUGUUUUCUGGAAUUUUAACAAUGUUAAAUGUUUGCGAAACAAAUAA
Caenorhabditis angaria is the source of this 492-nucleotide messenger RNA. NCBI's taxonomy places the organism in Eukaryota, Metazoa, Nematoda, Chromadorea, Rhabditida, Rhabditidae. The record is from the annotation of a GenBank genome assembly.